CAACAACAACAACAAAUACAAAACAAAAAAUAUCUCUUCCAUUUCACACCCACCAGUGCCAAUGGCCCGUUCUCCGGAGACCCAAACUCCGCUACUAGACGACGUCGUGGAGGGCGCCGUUGACUGCAACGGCCAUCCGGUCCGAAGAUCCAGCUCCGGCGGUUGGCGUUCCGCAUCUUUCAUAAUAUGGGUGGAGGUUGCGGAGAGGGUUGCCUACUAUGGGAUCAGCUCCAACCUCAUAUCGUUUCUGACCGGGCCUAUGGGACAGUCCACGGCCACGGCGGCCAAGAACGUCAACAUAUGGUCCGGAACGGCGUCGUUGCUUCCUCUAUUGGGAGCUUUCGUCGCUGAUUCUUUCCUGGGUCGCUACCGCACCAUUAUCGCCGCUUCUCUCCUCUACAUCAUGGGUCUUGGGUUGCUCACUGUGUCAGCCGUGCUUCCUUCUUCUCAGCUUCAAGUAUUAUUAUUCUUUUUUUCUCUAUAUUUAGUAGCAGUUGGGCAAGGUGGACACAAGCCUUGUGUUCAGGCUUUCGGAGCAGAUCAGUUUGAUAGACAAGAUCCAGAGGAGUGCAAAGCAAAAAGCUCAUUCUUCAAUUGGUGGUAUUUUGGUAUAUGUGCAGGCCCUUUAUCGACACUUACAGUAUUAGACUACAUACAGGACAAUCUUAGUUGGGGUCUGGGUUUUGGUCUUCCUUGCAUUGUGAUGGCCUUUGCACUGCUUAUUUUCCUUCUUGGAACAAGAACGUACCGGUAUAGUAUCAAAGGGGAUGAGGAAAGCCCAUUUGUGAGAAUUGGCAAGGUGUUUGCUGCUGCAUUAAGGAAUUGGCGAACUACUCCUUCAGCAAUAGCUUCAGAAGAGGAAUCUCGUGGAACCUUGCCUCACCAAAGUUCUGAACAAUACAAAUUCCUUAACAAAGCCUUGGUUGCACCGGAUGAUUUGAAGGAAAAUGGGAAGGUCUGUACCAUCACUGAGGUUGAAGAAGCAAAAGCUGUUCUUAGGUUGUUUCCGAUAUGGGUUACAUGCUUGGUAUAUGCUAUUGUGUUUGCACAGUUCUCGACUUUCUUCACUAAGCAAGGUGCCACCAUGGACCGAACAUUUGUGCCAGGUUUCGACAUACCAGCUGCUGCACUUCAGUCGUUUAUAAGCCUUGUCAUUAUUAUAUUCAUUCCCAUUUAUGAUCGUAUAUUUGUCCCAAUAGCAAGAUCAUUCACCAGGGAACCGUCUGGCAUUACUAUGCUACAAAGAAUAGGAACUGGGAUGGUUAUAUCUACUAUUUCCAUGGUAGUUGCAGCUUUAGUUGAGAUACAGAGGCUCCAAACUGCCAAAGAUUAUGAUCUGGUUGAUAUGCCAAGUGCCACUGUUCCAAUGAGUGUUUGGUGGUUAGUUCCUCAAUAUUUGUUAACCGGACUGGCAGAUGUUUUCACCAUGGUUGGUCUGCAAGAGUUCUUCUAUGAUCAGAUGCCAAAAGAAUUAAGAAGUGUAGGACUUGCCCUCUACCUCAGUAUAUUUGGUGUCGGAAGCUUCCUGAGCAGCUUUCUUAUCUCUGUUAUUGAGGAAGCAACCAGUUGGGCAGGCCACACUAGCUGGUUUUCCAAUAACCUUAAUCGUGCACAUCUUGAUUACUUUUAUUGGUUACUAGCUGUACUCAGUGCAGUACAAUUGGCCAUCUACAUGUGUAUAGCAAAAUCUUACAUUUAUAACAGGGGUGGUACGGUAUAAAAACUAUUAAUAUUCAGAGCGAAUGCAGUGUGCCAGUGCCACCAUGUCCAUUGUAGUAAUCCAAAAAGUGAAGAUUUAAAUCAAUUACUGAAUAGUCUGUUUGCUCAUGAAGUCUUGUGAUAAAUGGUAGA
Messenger RNA from Rosa chinensis, 1851 nucleotides. Its product is annotated as protein NRT1/ PTR FAMILY 5.10. NCBI's taxonomy places the organism in Eukaryota, Viridiplantae, Streptophyta, Magnoliopsida, Rosales, Rosaceae. Bases 62 to 1720 code for a protein of 552 amino acids. Gene Ontology annotation, molecular function: dipeptide transmembrane transporter activity; tripeptide transmembrane transporter activity. The transcript is spliced from 4 exons. The record is from RefSeq and is a predicted model, not a curated record. Gene Ontology annotation, cellular component: membrane. Gene Ontology annotation, biological process: dipeptide transport; transmembrane transport.